Vicia villosa (hairy vetch) is the source of this 970-nucleotide messenger RNA. RefSeq names its product PHD finger protein ING1. Gene Ontology annotation, cellular component: nucleus. The record is from RefSeq and is a predicted model, not a curated record. The transcript has 7 exons. Bases 55 to 798 code for a protein of 247 amino acids. NCBI's taxonomy places the organism in Eukaryota, Viridiplantae, Streptophyta, Magnoliopsida, Fabales, Fabaceae.
CUUUUUUUAUCACCGAUUUCGAACGAAAGCUAUCGUUCUUCCCCAGAAACCCUAAUGUCAUUUCUUGAAGAAUUUCAAGCCAAUUUGGAUUCACUGCCCAAUAUUCUUCAUAAGAAAUAUGCCUUGUUGCGUGACCUAGAUAAGAGUUUACAAGAUAAUCAAAGGCAAAAUGAACAGCGCUGUGAGCAAGAAAUUGAAGAUAUUCGGCGAGGAGUUAGGUCUGGAAACAUCACACCUGAUGUUUCAGUUAUUAGAUUAUCUGAUGAAGCACUUGAUGAACAAAAGCAUAGCAUCAGGAUUGCUGAUGAAAAAGUUGCCUUGGCUGUCCAAGCAUAUGAUUUGGUAGAUACACACAUACAACAACUUGAUCAAUAUCUGAAAAAGUUUGAUGAGGAGCUUCGGCGUGAAAGAGAAAAUGCUGCAAUGACUGGAGUGCCUGCUUCAAGCACAGACGGCAACAUAAAAUCUGGAAAGAGUGAAGGUGGUAGAGGAGGCAGGAAAAAAACACGGCAAACAGCAUCUGUCCAAACUGCAAUAGCAGCAGCAACUGCAGCAGCAGCAGAACUAGCCACAUCUGCAAACCCUACUGGCAUGGAUUUAGAUUUACCGGUUGAUCCGAAUGAACCCACAUAUUGCUUUUGCAACCAAGUUAGCUACGGAGAAAUGGUUGCCUGUGAUAACCCUGAUUGCAAAAUAGAGUGGUUUCAUUUUGGUUGUGUUGGCCUGAAAGAACAGCCAAAAGGAAAAUGGUUCUGUUCAAGUUGUGCAGCAACAAGAAAUCGUCGGAGAGGCAAAUGAGGCUGGCAGAAUAAUAAGAUCAAUGUUAAACUCGGUGUAUAUUCAUAAUUCAUAAUAUUUUUAUAUAGAAUAGGUAUUUUGUUUGAUUUAUCAGGGCCUUGAAGCUUUGCUUUUGUAGUUGUAUUUACUGGCAAAUUUUGAAAUUAUAAACUUCCAAAGACGUACUGUAUCA